Molecule: messenger RNA, 4257 nt
Organism: Misgurnus anguillicaudatus (oriental weatherfish)
Lineage: Eukaryota; Metazoa; Chordata; Actinopteri; Cypriniformes; Cobitidae
Source: RefSeq, a predicted model, not a curated record
AUGGGAAGAGGAUGUGUGGACCCGGUUAGUGUGGAUCCACCGGUAGCAAAGGUGUCGUCGCAUCGGUCGCAGGAGAGACCCCUGCCCCCGUGCCGUGCUGCACUAGAUGCUCAGAGAAACCUGAAAAGUAAGAUACUCACCGUGAUACGAGCUAAAGCUAAAACUUACCCAGCACGACUCGAAGCCCAGAGAAACCUGAAAAGUAAGAUACUCACCGUGAUACGAGCUAAAGCUAAAACUUACCCAGCACGACUCGAAGCCCAGAGAAACCUGAAAAGUAAGAUACUCACCGUGAUACGAGCUAAGGCUAAAACUUACCCAGCACGACUCGAAGCCCAGAGAAACCUGAAAAGUAAGAUACUCACCGUGAUACGAGCUAAGGCUAAAACUUACCCAGCACGACUCGAAGCCCAGAGAAACCUGAAAAGUAAGAUACUCACCGUGAUACGAGCUAAGGCUAAAACUUACCCAGCACGACUCGAAGCCCAGAGAAAUCUGAAAAGUAAGAUACUCACCGUGAUACGAGCUAAAGCUAAAACUUACCCAGCACGACUCGAAGCCCAGAGAAAUCUGAAAAGUAAGAUACUCACCGUGAUACGAGCUAAAGCUAAAACUUACCCAGCACGACUCGAAGCCCAGAGAAAUCUGAAAAGUAAGAUACUCACCGUGAUACGAGCUAAAGCUAAAACUUACCCAGCACGACUCGAAGCCCAGAGAAAUCUGAAAAGUAAGAUACUCACCGUGAUACGAGCUAAAGCUAAAACUUACCCAGCACGACUCAAAGCCCAGAGAAACCUGAAAAGUAAGAUACUCACCGUGAUACGAGCUAAGGCUAAAACUUACCCAGCACGACUCAAAGCCCAGAGAAACCUGAAAAGUAAGAUACUCACCGUGAUACGAGCUAAGGCUAAAACUUACCCAGCACGACUCAAAGCCCAGAGAAACCUGAAAAGUAAGAUAUUCACCGUGAUACGAGCUAAGGCUAAAACUUACCCAGCACGACUCAAAGCCCAGAGAAACCUGAAAAAAGCCAUCCUUACCCAGCACAACUCGGAGCCCAGAGAAACCUGUAAAACCAGACAACCACCGUGUUAUGAGUCAAAAGAGGAACCUAGGAGCCCCGAGAAGUCCUUCCCUGUAGAAGGUGGGCCGAGGUCGAAGGAGCUCCGCCCGGCCCUUGCCCUGCUAUUCCCAGAUCCCCAGGAACCAGGCUUCUCUCCCUCCAACGUCACUUGGCCCUCCAACGGCCAGAAGGCCGACAGUGCCCAAUGUCCGGACCCCCAAAAACAGAAGGCGGGACAGACGGUCUCCGCCCAGGAAGUGGGCCCGGAACCCAGCACCGCUCGGCCCGCUGACCCCGAACAGGACACAGGACCCGCCGUACAGGAACGCUCGCGGGGCUCACUGACCAAGCUCCAUCGCGGCGACAGUCCGACGUACAAACACUCCCACGGGAUCCGCCGACCAGGAACUUCCCGCGAAUCUCGCCAUCCCGGCACUUAUCCGCGGGGCUCACUGACCAGCACACUCCCGUGGGGCUCGUCGAUCCGGAUCCGUCCCGCGGAGCUCCCCGAACAGGAACACUCCCGCAAAGCUCGUCGAACAGUAGCCCUACCGAAGACUCCACUGAUCAGGAACACCCCCGCAGGGCUCACUGCACGGCAACAGGAACACAACGGCACAGACAACGGCAGGACGGGGCAGGACUGGACAGACAUCAGGACAAAGCAGGACUGGACGGACAACAGCAGACUCGACGACCAGGUAAACUUGAAAAAACAAAAGAGCUGUCUGCUGGGUUCCAGAAUGGCCGGUUCAUUCUGUCAGGGUGUGGUGGUGGAUAGAACCCAAGCGCAGACAGCUCAUACUAAAAGACGUUUAAUUAUCAGUUGUGGAGAUCAGAUUGAUCAGAUUCACCUCUGCAGCUCCAUCAUGGAUCAAACACAAACAUCAGCAAAUGAAGAUUUUUCUACUGGAUGCAGUUCAGAUCAUCAGAAGAGAUCAGAUCCAGAGUUUAGCUGUGUGUCUAUGAAGAGUGACGUGUCUAUUCAUCAACCAGUAAAUUUUAAGAGUAAUGAUACAAGGCUUAAUCUAAGUUCAGAUCAUCAGAAGAGAUCAGAUCCAGAGUUCAGCUGUGUGUCUAUGAAGAGUGAUGUGUCUAUUGAUCAUCCAGUAAAUUUUAAGAGUGAUGAUACAAGGCCUAAUCUAAGGUCAGAUCAUCAGAAGAGAUCAGAUCCAGAGAUCAGCUGUGUGUCUAUGAAGAGUGAUGUGUCUUUGUUUCAACCAGUACAUUUUAAAAGUGGUGAUACACGGCCUGAUAACAGACCAGAUGUAACCGAACCCGACUGUGAGGGUAGGAAGAUUGAGCAAUCUGAGAAUUGCUCAAUGAGUCCUCAUUUCAGCCAUGAGUCUAAUCUUGCUGAUGUCCUGGACACAUUCAGAUCAAAUCUGAGGAAGAAGUUUGAGUGUUUGUAUGAGGUAACAUCAAAUAAGAGAAACCCAACACUACUGAAUGAUAUUUACACAGAGCUCUACAUCACAGAGAGUGAAAGUGGAGAGAUCAGUAAUGAACAUGAGGUGAGACAGAUUGAGACACAAUCCAGAAGAACAACAACAGAGGAGACACCAAUCAAAUGUAAUGACAUCUUUAAACCUUUACCUGAACAAGACAAACACAUCAGAAGUGUGCUGACAAAGGGAGUCGCUGGCAUUGGAAAAACAGUCUCUGUACAGAAGUUCAUUCUGGACUGGGCUGAAGAGAAAGAGAAUCAGGACGUCCACCUCAUAUUUCCACUUCCUUUCAGAGAGAUCAAUUUGAUGAAGAACAAAACACUCAGUCUUUUAGAUCUUCUUCAUCUUUUCUUCCCACAAACAAAAGAAAUGGAAAUCUUCAGUGAUGAAUAUAAAGUGUUGUUCAUCUUUGAUGGUUUGGAUGAGUGUCGUCUGUCUCUGGAUUUUCACAGCAGUGUGAGGUUGUGUGAUGUAAGUGAAUCAACCUCAGUGGACGUGAUGCUGACAAACCUCAUCAAGGGGAAUCUGUUUCCUUCUGCUCUCAUCUGGAUCACCUCCAGACCAGCAGCAGCUGAUCUCAUCCCCUCUGAGUGUGUUGAUCGAGUCACAGAGGUACGAGGCUUCAGUGAUCCACAGAAGGUGGAAUACUUCAGAAAGAGAAUCAGUGAUGAGAGACUGGCCAACAGAAUCAUCUCACACCUGAAGUCAUCCAGGAGUCUCUACAUCAUGUGUCACAUCCCAGUCUUCUGCUGGAUUUCAGUCACUGUUCUAGAGAGAAUGUUGAGUGAAGCAGAGAGUCAAGAGAUCCCCAAGACUCUCACACAAAUGUACACACACUUCCUGAUCAUUCAGACAAACAUCAAACAUCAGAAGGACUAUGAGAAGAAAGAUGAAGACAUGAUCUUCAAACUGGGGAAACUGGCUUUUGAGCAGCUUGUGAAAGGCAAUCUGAUCUUCUAUGAUGAAGACCUGAGAGAGUGUGGCAUUGAUGUAGCAGAAGCAUCAGUGUACUCAGGAUUGUGUACUCAGAUCUUCAGAGAGGAGUUUGGUUUGUAUCAGGGGAAAGUUUACUGCUUUGUUCAUCUCACCAUCCAGGAACAUCUAGCAGCUCUUUAUGCUCACCUCUCCUUCACAGACAACAACAUAUAUGUGUUUGUUAAAAUUCCUAAACCAGUUCGGCUUUUUAACAUUUUGGACAUGGUAAAACAUAAAUCAUCAGAAGAGGAUUCAUUGUCUGAGUUACAUCAGCGUGCUGUAGAUGAAUCUUUACAGAGUAAGAAUGGACAUCUGGAUCUUUUCCUGCGUUUUCUUCUGGGUCUUUCACUGGAGUCCAAUCAGAUUCUCUUACAGGAUCUACUGACACAGAUGAGAAGAUGCUCCUACAAGAAAAAGAAAACUGUUAAGUACAUUAAACAGAAGAUGAAUGAGAAUCUGUCUCCAGAGAAAUCCAUCAAUCUGAUUCACUGUCUGAAUGAACUGGGUGAUGAUUCACUGCUGCAGGAGAUUCAACGUUAUGUGACAUCUUAUUCAGUAGGAAAGACUAAACUCUCCUCUUCACAGUGGACAGCUUUAGUUUUUGUGCUGUUGACGUCUGAGCAAGAUUUGGAUGAACUUAAUCUAAGAUCAUUUAUUGGAAAAAAAAAUACAGCAGAUGAAGUUCUUGUGAAACUGCAGCCUGUGAUUAAAGAAACCAAAAAACUACAGUAAGUAAAACUAACAACAAUCAGAUGACGGUUUACAUAUUAA